Panicum virgatum (switchgrass) is the source of this 2005-nucleotide messenger RNA. Its product is annotated as putative B3 domain-containing protein Os04g0346900. The record is from RefSeq and is a predicted model, not a curated record. The transcript has 8 exons. Gene Ontology annotation, molecular function: DNA binding. NCBI's taxonomy places the organism in Eukaryota, Viridiplantae, Streptophyta, Magnoliopsida, Poales, Poaceae. Bases 69 to 1637 code for a protein of 522 amino acids.
GGGGGAAACCUUUGGGUUACCCAGGUGCCUCUACAUGUCCCCGGCGGAAAACCCCACUCUACCCAGGCAUGGCUUCGUCCGGCGACCACGCCGCGGCCGCCAAGCACCUCAGGGUGCUGCUGCCGUUCACCUGCGACAGUCUGCGCAUCCCCGACGAGCUCGCCGAGGAGGCCCUCGUCGUUGGCCCGAUGGGCGGCAAUGGCAAGGUCUUAUGGCGCGUCGAGGUCGGGCGCGACGGCGACGGCGCGUUCCUGGGCCGCGGCUGGCCCGAGCUCGCCGACGCGUGCGGCGUCGGCGCAGGGUGGCUCCUCGUCCUCCGCCACCGCGGCCGCGGCGUGCUGACGGUCAAGGCCUUCGACCGCACCCGCUGCCUCAGGGACCUCGGCGCUCCCGCUCCGUCUCCAGCUGAAGCAGCCGUGAGUGGCAAAGCCACCGCUCGUAAACCACAGUUCAUCAUUGCGCUUUCAACCGAUUUCAUGGAAAAGAUGCCAAUACCUGCUAAGUUUUUGCAACAGCACAUCCCCAAAGAGCACCAGAACAAUUGUAUGGCCAUUGUUCUGGGCCCCCAUGGCAAAGUUUAUAACAUUAAACUUGAGACAUAUCGAUCGGACAUGUUCUUCAAAGGUGGCUGGUCGCAGUUUAUGGUGUUUCAUGACAUUACAGAAUCUAAUGCCCUGCUGGUGAGGUAUGAGGGCAACAUGGUUUUCACUGUCAAAGUGUUUGGCACUGAUGGAUUUCCGAGAGAUUCCAAGCAGAAGGAAAACAGAGCCCAACAAAGAUCAACAUUACCACAUAGUGAGAAGUUGCAGAAAGCACCAUCUGUUUCCUUUCAGAAGCAUAAGCGUAAGAACAAGACAUCAUUAGGAAGGAACUCGAUCUACAAGAUUGGGCCGCCGUCAUGGAUAAAGAAGCAGAUCAACACCAACACACUUGAAAAGCAUCUUGCUUUGGCAAAAGCUUUCUGUGAUGCUAUUGGGUUGCGGAAACCAUGCACAAUAACACUGAGAACCUCAAGAGCAGAUGGUACUAAAUCUUGGCUUGUGCAUGGACUCACAUGCAAAACUAGCAGCUACCUGCUUGUGCAGGGUUGGAGACAGUUCUGCCAGGAAAAUCAUCUCAAGGAAGGGGAUACCUGCACCUUCAAUGUCAUCGAAACCACACUGUGGAAUGUACUUAUCACGCGCCAUGAGGAAAAGAUGAAUCAGUUCUGCUAUCAGGAAACCCCUAAGAGCAAGAAAAACAAGUCAAAUACUGAUGGACAAAAGAUGCUUCAAGGCUCCAUGAAUUAUUUGAACAAGAGUAGGACAAAAAGUGUCUUUGAGAUUGGGCCACCUGCUUGGGUAAAGAAGGAGAUCAAUGCCAGCACAAUUGAAAAUCACCUCAAUUUGCCACUGCCCUUCUGUAAGGCGAUUGGAUUUCGACAACGCUGCAUGAUCACGCUCAAAACUUCUACCAGCAGCACCAAAUCUUGGCAGGCGUGUCUAAACCUGUACCAGAAUUGCGGCCAGCUGGUUGGAGGCUGGAAGAGUUUCUGCCUCGAUAAUGGGAUCAGGGUGGGCGAUGUCUGCACCAUGGAGAUCAUAGAAACCACCCUGUGGAAUGUCACCGUCAAUCGUCGAGAAGAUAGGACCAGGUAGUGCUGCUGUUUGAAAGCACUGGAGUUGGCCAGUUUGGGAGAGCUUUUGUUUGGGGCUUCGUUGUAAGUUGGCCAGUUUGGGAGAGCUUUUGUUUGGGGCUUCGUCGGAGUAGCUGACACUCCUAGAAGCUCUCUCCCAAACAGGCCUAAGUGCCAAGCCAAGUUAAGGCAUGCACCAGUGUCCACUGGACUCCCUCUUGGAAGUGUAGAUGAGGCCAACUGCCGAAGUUGCAGUAGCCAUAACAACUGCAGGUCGAUCUGCUCAAGUUAACAAAACACAAUUAUUGAGGAUGAUGGCUAUAGAACACUCGAGUAGAGUUUAUUCCAUUGGCCACACGUUACCAUGCAGUUGCAGAGUUGAUCACGCUA